This is a messenger RNA of Gymnodraco acuticeps, 985 nucleotides long. RefSeq names its product DELTA-actitoxin-Aas1a-like. Gene Ontology annotation, molecular function: channel activity. The record is from RefSeq and is a predicted model, not a curated record. NCBI's taxonomy places the organism in Eukaryota, Metazoa, Chordata, Actinopteri, Perciformes, Bathydraconidae. Gene Ontology annotation, biological process: cytolysis in another organism; monoatomic cation transport; pore complex assembly. Gene Ontology annotation, cellular component: pore complex. The coding region runs from base 69 to 626 and encodes 185 amino acids. The transcript is spliced from 3 exons.
GUUCUUUAUAAAGCAGCUGCAGUCUGCCUCCUGCACACAGCUGCUGAUCACCCACCAGACGAGCAAUCAUGGCUGUGGCGGUCGGUGCAGUUGCUGCAGUUGCUGCAAUUGGACAGGCAAUUGCUGGAGCAUUACCAACACAUCGACAGUGUGACAUUGAGGUUGUGAAUGAAUGUACUACCUACACUCUUUGUAACCCCAGGACGUUCACUUCAAGUGGAAGCUGUGCUACACCUUUACCACCGACUGUUACCCCUCUCAAAUCUGGGAAUGCAGUGUUCCAAAAGACACCACACACAGCUAAAGGAACUGUUGGCGUCUUUACCUACGAUCUCCUGAACAAGUGUAGAAAUCAGACAGCUGAGAAGAUAGCUGUCAUGUUUUCUGUGCCGUAUGACUUUAACCUGUACUCCAACUGGUACGCAGUGGGAGUUUUUAAUAAGAGCAAAAAGUGUGAUUAUGAUCUUUAUUGUGAGAUGUACUACAAAAAAGAUAUCACGUUUGUCAGAGGUAAAGCGAGUGGUGGUGUUCUCACUUGUAAGGGGAACCAAGUCACCAUCAUGGCAACAAUGUCAGACACCUACCAAACUGUCAUGAAGGUGCACGUGAUGCAAAACAAAAGAUGAGUGCAUCAAGCGCUCUCAAUAAUUAAUCAUCAGGGCUGGUAACAAAGUUUACAUUUGCUCUUGCACUUCACUGCAUUUUGGGGUCACCUCUGUUGUAUAACAAAAGUUACAUGACUUGAAAGCAUGCAACCUGUUAAACUACUCUUGCAAACUUGUAAUCUCUGUGAUCAGUAAAUAACAAUACAUUUAAUAUACUCUUAAUGUCUAUUCACCUUUGAACAUGUACAAUUAGUUUCACUUUUCACAAGUUCAUUUUCAAAGUGACAUCACAAUUACUAAUGUUUUAACCUAUCAUCCCUCCGUAUGUGACUUAUAACAACAAAUAAAGACGUCAAAUAAAAAUGACCCAUAAAGCUGAA